Hibiscus syriacus is the source of this 2090-nucleotide messenger RNA. Its product is annotated as probable serine/threonine-protein kinase At1g09600. The coding region runs from base 155 to 1969 and encodes 604 amino acids. Lineage: Eukaryota; Viridiplantae; Streptophyta; Magnoliopsida; Malvales; Malvaceae. The record is from RefSeq and is a predicted model, not a curated record. Gene Ontology annotation, cellular component: nucleus; cyclin-dependent protein kinase holoenzyme complex. Gene Ontology annotation, biological process: positive regulation of transcription elongation by RNA polymerase II; protein phosphorylation. The transcript has 7 exons. Gene Ontology annotation, molecular function: ATP binding; RNA polymerase II CTD heptapeptide repeat kinase activity; cyclin-dependent protein serine/threonine kinase activity.
AGAAGGAAGAUUUUGGUUCUCAAACGGACGGUUUUAAAUGCCGUGUGGGACCGAAAUCGGUUGAGAAACGAUGCUAUCGUGAAGUUGGAAUUCGGCAACAAUGGCGGACAUGGGAAUCCCAAGAUUUCUUUUGGGUUUCCCUGUUGCUUAAUGCAUGGUUAGAAGAGGGAUUUUAUAUUUUAUACAAACGUAUUCGAGGCACAGCUAUUCCAAAACACGGGAUUGUUUGGGAGGGAUUAUGGGCUGCAUCUGCUCGAAAGGAGGCCAAGAUGAGAGUGUUGACGACCAUGACAAUGAGAAAGAUGGAGAUUUCAAGGGCGACAGCGACAAGGGAUCAGUGCAAUUGAUUGCUCCUACACCUACGAAGAAUGAUGAUCUUUUAGUUGCUCGACUUGCCUCCCUACGUCAACCAUCCAAAGCUGGUCCUGUUUCAGUAGAUACAGCUUGCUCUCCUGCUCGGCCCGACGCCGAACUAGUGGCUGCCGGGUGGCCUUCUUGGUUGGUUUCAGUUGCCGGAGAAGCUGUUAGGGGAUGGCUGCCUCGGCGAGUCGAAUCUUUUGACAAGUUAGAGAAGGUUGGUCAAGGAACUUACAGUAGUGUAUACAAGGCUCGUGACCUAGAAACUGGCAAAAUAGUUGCCAUGAAGAAGGUCCGGUUCGUUAAUAUGGAUCCUGAAAGUGUCCGCUUCAUGGCUAGGGAAAUCAUCAUUUUACGGAGGCUUGACCAUCCGAAUGUUAUGAAGCUUGUGUGUAUAGUCACUUCAAGGAUGUCGAGCAGCUUGUACCUUGUCUUCGAGUACAUGGACCAUGAUCUUGCAGGGCUUGCAGCAACUCCUGGCAUCAAGUUCACCGAACAGCAGAUAAAAUGUUACAUGCAGCAGCUGUUUCGUGGCCUUGAACACUGUCAUAGCCGUGGUGUUCUGCACCGAGACAUAAAGGGCUCCAAUCUUCUGAUCGACAACAAUGGAGUUCUUAAGAUUGCAGAUUUUGGUUUAGCUACAUUGUUUAAACCUGACCAAAAGCAGCCACUGACAAGCCGUGUUGUAACUCUUUGGUACCGUGCACCCGAGCUUUUGCUUGGGGCCACUCAAUAUGGAGUUGCAAUAGAUUUGUGGAGUGUGGGUUGCAUCCUUGCUGAAUUAUUUGCUGGGAAACCGAUUAUGCCCGGAAGAACAGAGGUGGAGCAAAUGCAUAAGAUCUUUAAACUAUGCGGCUCACCCUCCGAAGAGUAUUGGCAGAAAACGAGACUUCCGCAUGCAACUAGUUUUAAACCUCAACAACCUUACAAACGAUGUGUAUCCGAUACUUUCAGAAGCUUCCCGCAGUCUGCCUUGUCUCUUGUUGAUAAACUCCUCUCACUGAAACCAGAUGUUCGAGGAUCCGCUACUUCAGCACUUAGAAGUGAGUUCUUUACAACGGAGCCUUUCCCCUGCAAUCCAUCAGAUCUGCCAAAAUAUCCUCCAAGCAAGGAACAAGAUGCCAAACUUCGUAAUGAGGAAGCAAUAAGGAAAAGAGAAGAGGCUGUCAAGGGAAGAGGAGCUGAAUCGGUUCGUUUACCUGAAUUAAUCGCUCAGGGGCAAUCAAAACCAGGCACCACUCUUAAAUACGACCAUCCUAGUGCCUCGGCCAUUAGAAUCGAUCCUUGCAAGGUCGCCUCGCAAAAUGGCUUUUCUCAUUCCUCUUCGAUGAUCCAUCCUAGUGCAGUAGAGUUAUUGAACAAGGCAGGUUGUACGAGAAACACCAGAAACUUUAGGAAACAGAAUUCAAUGAAGCCUCAGGCAGUUAACACUUCCUAUAAGCAAGAUGAUGGAGCAUCAAACAAAGAUCAAGCAUCGGUAUAUGUACCGAAGAAAAACAGGAUCCACUGUUCUGGACCACUGGUGCCUCCUGGGGGAAACAUCGAAGAUAUGCUUAAAGAGCAUGAAAGGCAAAUCCAGGAGGCUGUACGAAAAGCACGCAUUGAGAAGUGAGGAAAGCAGUAAAACGUUGCAACGUACAACUCAACUCCAUCAUAGUGAAUACAUCGUAAAGACCAUAUGCUCUUUGCUUGUCUCCUUGUCAGAAGCUUGCUCCGAGAGCUCUCCUCCUAGA